AUGGCUGUCGUUGAAUCGGCAGUGAGGGCGUUCCUCCUUUGGUUUUGGGCUGCUGUUCUUCGAUUCAUCUUCCUCCCACCUGAGCCUGAGACAAUCAGCCCGCCGCCGCCACGUACUUCAUUCCCCUUCAUUGAGCUCCCCGAGUCGGUUCGCGAGCAGAUUUAUCUCUUACUCGAAUAUUCUCGUGAAGAUUACUCGGGUGAAAAUCGUGUCGUGAUGGUGAACUCCCCGGAUGAGACCUCAUCUCACCCAAAGAGCAUCAGCGAAUGGUCCUCCAAGAACCGGAGAUUCAACGCCGCGCCCUACGAGUCUGCUCGAUAUGGUCAGGGCCGAUUUUGCAAUCAGCUCUUCUACGUUUCCCGAGCCAUAUCCCAGGAUGCAAGGUCCUUCUUGUAUUCGCACAACAAAUUCCGGUUCCACGGUAUGGGCAGUCGAGGAAUACCACACCUUUCUGCGUUGACAAAGGUUGCUCUCAAUUCUAUUCGGGACAUUCGAGUGCAACUGUCCACUAUCGUCCCUCGAAGGGACAGAAUAUAUCCCGGUGUACCUUUCAAAGUCAAGCGGGGCAAUGAUUGGCACUUCAGCGAAACUAAGCAAGUCAUCGUGGACUGGAAGGACACCUGUCUCCGGCUUGCUCAUGCGCCGACAUCCCAGCUCAGCCUCUUCCUGGUGUCAGGCACGGCCACUCUGUCAUCGGCCAAAGCCAUAUUGCACCCCGUCCUUAACGUUCAGCUGAAAGAAUGCUCAAUUCGCUUUGGUGCCGUCAGAAACAACAACCUCCAACGUUACGUCGAAUACAUCGUUUCCCGGAGUACCAAGAAAAAUCGCAGCGAAAAGAGCCUGAGUUUGUUUAGAUUUGCUGAUCUUCCAAUGGAGCUACAGAUGAAGGUCCUUGAACAUACAGACCUCGUUCCUAGUCCUGAAAUCAGCAGUCAAGGCCUUCAGUGGGAUACAUCCAAGAAAGCAUUUUCCCAACGCGAUUGCAUGCCUCGUUCUUGGUACCCUCCCCACCCUUUCGAUAUGACUUGCAAGGCUAGAGAACUUGCGUUUUCUUCAUCUAACCGUUGCUGGGAGUUUCCAAAGGCUCUUUUGCAGACAUCAAAAAGCAAGGAGCAGUCUCGGUUCAUUUGCUAUCAGAAAAAUAGAUUUUCAAUCGAUAUCCAUGUUGACCACCAGGGACGCAGGUUUUCAAAGGUUGAAGAUGUAACCUGGCACGAUUUGGGCUUCCUAGGGCCUUUACCGCAAGAUUGCAUUCGGUAUUUACGCUAUCUGCAUUGGAAGUUUACCCGGGGCUUAACCGAUGAAUACUUUGAGCCGUUUUCAAAAGACACGAUUGAGCUGGUAGAGGCAGUGAGGUCCCUACGAGAACAGGCGUGUAUCUGGAAAUUGACUUUGGUCUUGUGUGUUCGCCAACAUGGAUAUGGGACAAAUAUUGCAGCAUUCCGUGCCCGGAAUAUGCCAAUAAAACGCAUGGUCGAGACCGUUGGACCUGAGUUGCACGAGCUGAAAGAUCUUUUUAUUCAUUUCAGAUGUUGGAAACUGGAUCCUGACCAGCAAUGGUUGAUGGAACAGGAGUUUGAACGGGUUGUUAAAGAAUGA
Molecule: messenger RNA, 1599 nt
Organism: Penicillium subrubescens
Lineage: Eukaryota; Fungi; Ascomycota; Eurotiomycetes; Eurotiales; Aspergillaceae
Exons: 1
Coding region: 1-1599 (532 amino acids)
Source: RefSeq, a predicted model, not a curated record